AUGUCAUCUUGGACUCCUAACCAGGAUGGGCUCCAAGAGGUCCUCGGCAUGCUGCGCGACUCUGCUAGCCCAGACCCCAACGUCCAGAAGCAUGUCGCCACGCGCUUAAAGGAGCUUAGAUUCAUCCCAAAUUUCCUCGCCUACUUGGCCCACAUCCUCGUCUUUGCCACGAGCGAAGUGGGUACGCACCGCACAGUCGCCGGUCUGGUGCUCAAGAACGCCCUCAUUGAGCGGAGCGGACAGCCCGUCACGGACAGCGAUGCCCAGGCGAUGGAGUACGUCAAGCAGGCCUCGCUUGCUGGCUUGCAGGAAGCGGACAAGAUGAUCCGCCACACCUCUGGCAGUGUCGUCAUGGCCAUUCUCUACACUGAGAACACUGGCGCUUGGCCACAAGCGCUCGACGUCUUAACAAAGGGCCUGAGCUCGCAGGACGAAAACCUCGUCGAGGGUGUCCUCAACACUUUCCAAAAGGUUGCCGAAGACUGUCCUCAGCGUCUCGACAUUACCAUCCAGGGCGCCAGCCUGUUUGAGCACCUCGUCCCACUGUUUAUCCAGUUCACUGGCCACUCGGACGCGCGCAACCGUCUCUACGCGCUCGAGACACUUCAGUGCCUGAUCGCUUUACGCACUCCUGCGCUCAUGGCGCAGCUUGAGAACUACCUUCAAGCUCUCUUUGCGCGCGCGUCGGACGACUCUCCCGAUGUCCGCCGCACCGUGUGUGCUGCUCUUGGCCUGAUCCUUGCCAGCCGGCCAGACAAGCUCGUUCCGCAGAUGAAGAACGUCGUCGACUACAUUACCUACUGCACCAAGGACGAGGACGAGUCGGUAGCGCUGGAGGCGUGCGAGUUCUGGCUCACUUUCGCCGAGGACCCCAACCUCAAGUCGCAGAUGCAGCCGUACCUUGAAAAGAUUGUCCCUCUCCUCCUCGAGGGCAUGGUGUACUCUGAGGUUGACCUCCUCUACCUCGACAAUGACGAGGACGACGAGGCAGUCCCCGACAAGGAGACCGACAUCAAGCCCCACCUCUACAGCGGCAAGGCGCACGGUGUUGGCGAGUCCAACGAGGCUGCGUCGGCGCAGAAGGGUGGCCAAUCCCGUGAGGCGGCCGAGCAGGCAUUUGACGACGAUGAUGAUGACGAUGACGACUACUACGACGAUGAUGACGACGACGCCUCGGCCGAGUGGAACAUCCGCAAGUGCUCGGCCGCUGCGCUCGACGUCAUGGCCGUCUCGUUCCGUGGCGACCUCCUCAACAUCCUCCUCCCUCACCUCAAGGACCGCCUCUUCCACCAGGAGUGGACCUAUCGGGAGAGCGGUAUCCUUGCACUUGGUGCGAUUGCCGAGGGCUGCAUCGAGGGCCUCGAGCCUCACCUCCCCCAGCUUGUGCCCUGGCUCAUUGAGGCGCUCAAGGACCGCAAGGCGCUCGUCCGCUCGAUUACCUGCUGGACUCUCGGACGUUACUCGAGCUGGGUCGUCGCUGUCUCGACCGAGAACAAGCAGAGCUUCUUCCUGCCCACAAUGGAGGGUCUCCUCCAGAUGGUCCUCGACGGCAACAAGCGCGUGCAGGAGGCAGGCUGCAGUGCGUUUGCCACGCUCGAGGAGGAAGCUGGCGGCGAGUUGGUCCCCUUCCUUGAGCCCAUCCUGCGUAACCUCACCUACGCGUUCACCAAGUACCAGCAGAAGAACUUGCUCAUCCUGUACGACGCUAUCGGUACUCUUGCCGACUCUGUCAUGCACGCUCUCGGCACCGAGAAGUACAUGGAGAUCCUCAUGCCUCCUCUGAUCGACAAGUGGAUGAAGCUGAGCGACAGCGACCCCGACCUUGUCCCGCUCCUCGAGUGCCUUUCGUCGGUCACCCUCGCUGCGGGCAAGGCAUUCGGUCCCUACGCUUCCCCUGUGUACCAGCGCUGCAUCACCAUCAUCAGCACCUCGCUCGCGCAGUGGAAUGCCUACCUCGGCAACCCCAACGAGGUGCACGAGCCUGACCGCACGUUCAUCGUCGUCGCGCUCGACCUCCUCUCGGGCCUUGCGCAAGGUCUUGCGGAGCAGAUGCCGGCCCUCAUCGAGUCGACGCAGCCGCCUCUCCUUACGCUCAUUGCGGCGUGUCUGACUCACUUUGAGCCUCCUGUCCGGCAGUCGGCGCACGCGUUGCUUGGUGAUAUGGCCAUGACCUGCUUCCCCCUUCUGCGCCCCUACGUGCCGGACCUGAUGCCCUCGAUUAUCGAGCAGAUCAUCCCCGAGCCCCAGCAGGACAGCAUCAGCGUCUGCAACAACGCUGCCUGGGCAGCUGGCGAGAUUGCCAUCCAGUACCAGGGCGACGCCUCUCCCAUCGAGCCCUUCGUAGACGACCUCAUCCAGCGUCUCAUCCCCAUCCUCCUCAACGCCAAGUCACCAAAGUCGCUCUCGGAGAACGCCGCUGUCACGAUUGGUCGUCUUGGCCUGGUUGCGCCCGACCGUGUCGCGCCCCACCUCGGCACCUUUGCUCAGGCCUGGUGCGCAGCCCUGUGGGAGAUCAAGGACAACGACGAGAAGGACUCGGCGUUCCGCGGCUUCUGCAUGCUCAUUGUCAAGAACCCUGCUGGUCUUGAGAACAGCUUCAUCUGGUUCUGCAACGCCGUGUGCAAGUGGCAGCACCCCUCUCGGGAGCUCGACGACAUGUUCCGCCAGAUCUUGCAAGCAUUCAAGAACCAGCUCGGUGCUCAGUGGGAGCAGCAGACGUCGUCGUUCCCGACUGUCAUCCGCGAGCGCCUUCGUGAGCGCUACCAGGUUUAA
Messenger RNA from Cutaneotrichosporon cavernicola, 2772 nucleotides. RefSeq lists its product as uncharacterized. Gene Ontology annotation, molecular function: nuclear import signal receptor activity. The transcript has 5 exons. The record is from RefSeq and is a predicted model, not a curated record. Bases 1 to 2772 code for a protein of 923 amino acids. Lineage: Eukaryota; Fungi; Basidiomycota; Tremellomycetes; Trichosporonales; Trichosporonaceae. Gene Ontology annotation, cellular component: nucleus; cytoplasm. Gene Ontology annotation, biological process: protein import into nucleus.